AUGCAUGAGAAAAUUCUCGAUGACGUUGCUCAUCGUCGCUACAACCCUCUCCGCGCGAGCUGGGUGCUCGUCUCUCCCCACAGAACCAAAAGACCGUGGCAAGGACAGCAAGAAAGCCCAAGCCUCCUCAGCCUCGAAUCCUACGAUUCGAAAUGUUACUUGUGUCCCAGCAACACCAGAGCUUCAGGGGAGACUAAUCCCAGCUACAACGAUGUGUUUCUCUUCGUCAAUGACUAUAGUGCCCUCAACGAAGGUCAGGAAGUAAACGGCUUCGAGCACCCGCUUUCAGAAAAAUCUUCGGCUGUCCUACUCAAGGCAGAACCUGUCUCAGGCACAUGCUAUGUCCUGACCUUCAACGCCGAUCACAGCAAAACCCUCGCCGACAUGUCUCCCAGCGAGAUUGUGCCAGUCAUCAAAGCGUGGACUGAGGUCUAUGCGAGGUACAUCGCCCCACAAUCUUCACUGGCCUCAUUGGCAAAGACAGUCCCUCGAUCCCAGAUCAGUUCGAGUAUCAGAACAGCAAGAAUACAACAUAGGUGGAUGCAGAUUUUUGAAAACAAAGGCGCUGCUAUGGGCUGCUCAAACCCCCACCCCCACGGGCAGAUCUGGACAUCAACGACUCUCCCCGAAGAGCCAGCUAUUGAGCUGGAGCAGCUGAAAAGGUACUUUUUGGAGCACGGUAGAAAUAUGCUGACCCACUACGCUCAACUUGAACAACAACAAGGAGAACGGAUUGUGUUCCAGAACGCUACAUUUCUGGUGAUUUGUCCGUGGUGGGGAACGUGGCCUUUCGAAACAAUGAUUGUCCCAAUCCGACAUUUGAGAUCACUGCUGGAUUUGAAGACCCACGAACAGCUUGACCUUGCCGAGGCGAUUGCAGAAAUAACGCGAAGAUACGACAACCUGUUCGAAACAGAUUUCCCAUAUAGCAUGGGCGUGCACCAAGCUCCUCUGGACGGGAGCGAUGAAGACAUUGAAUGCUCCAGCUUCCACAUCCACUUCUACCCUCCCCUUCUGAGAAGUGCAUCAGUGCGGAAGUUUCUUGUGGGGUAUGAAUUGAUGGCCGAACCACAACGCGACAUCACUCCAGAGCAGGCCACGGCUAGAUUGCAGCAGUGCGGCGGAAAAUUGUAUCGACUGAGAAUGAGGGACAAAGCGAGCGACUUGAAAAUCCAGCCUUGA
Exophiala spinifera is the source of this 1182-nucleotide messenger RNA. RefSeq names its product galactose-1-phosphate uridylyltransferase. The transcript is spliced from 2 exons. Bases 1 to 1182 code for a protein of 393 amino acids. The record is from RefSeq and is a predicted model, not a curated record. NCBI's taxonomy places the organism in Eukaryota, Fungi, Ascomycota, Eurotiomycetes, Chaetothyriales, Herpotrichiellaceae. Gene Ontology annotation, biological process: beta-D-galactose catabolic process via UDP-galactose, Leloir pathway. Gene Ontology annotation, cellular component: cytoplasm. Gene Ontology annotation, molecular function: UDP-glucose:hexose-1-phosphate uridylyltransferase activity; zinc ion binding.